CCGGAUCACCCCCAGAUCUGCCCACAUCUCUCACUCCCGUCGACAAUGCUGUUCAAGACCCUUGCCCUCGCCCUCCUCGCUGUCGGCCUGGUCCAGGGGGAGACCAUCUACGAUCAUGUCGAAGAGCACGCGGACGAAGACCUAGCGACUCUCCUCGCAGCCCUCGAGGCCACCAAGGGAAUCCCCAACACCGACGAGAGCCUCCAAGCAAUUCUUGAUAAUCCAGACGCGGGCAAAUACACCCUCUUUGCGCCUAUUGACACUGUGAGACAUGAAGCAGAAAGCCGCGUGGAAUGUGUACGUGCCGUGAUGUCUGGUCUGGGUGUCCUUGGUGCCUGCAGGCCUUUGCUGAUGUGCCAGUUGACGAUCUGCUGUGUAAUGACGCAAACAAGGCUAUCCUCGCGGACAUCCUCAAUUACCACGUCGUGCCGCCCUUGGACGGGGAUCUGCACCCCCUGACCAAUCCUGUCCCCACUGAACUGGCAGGCGAGACUCUUGAGGUGGUGAAGGGCGCCGAUGGAGUGCCGAUGACGGUGAACGGGGCUGACGUGGACCCAGACCCGGAGCACAGCCCUCAGGACCUCGAAAACGGCGCCAUCUGGGUAUGCAGACUGAGAUGCACAUACGAUGGAUACAUGAGAUGUUAGGUGGCUGUGUCGUGUCUGGUAUGCAGGAAAUCAACAAGGUGCUGCUCCCGCCGACGUUCAGCCUGGACGCCCUCACGGCCUGCGGCUGACUGCGGGCCAGAGCGGCUGCCCUGCUUUUUGUUGCUUGGGUCUGUUCUGGGUGUGUGGCGUGCCGUUCGUCUGGUCGUCUUCAUCAGUGUGUCCUUUUGGUUGCGGGGUCUGUGUACACGCACUCGGGCAUGAGUGGGGAGAGUUUCGUUGACGUGCAUGUUCACAUCACAGCCGGUAUGUCGGGCUCAGGGAGAUGAGAGGUGACGUUCAUUUCACGUUGUAUCUUUUUAUCCGCGUCACGAAGGGGACCGUGUGUGGGGUGGGGUCCGCAUGGGUCCUUCUCGCCGAUGUUGGUUUACGCGUGCGUGGUGAGUGAUGGCGUUCGUUGUCGCUUUUUUCAUCCCGUGUAGGGCAGACAUGCCCGCCCUUUCUUCCGCUGCUGUUUUUGAGCCGCUGCCUCACACACGCACACACGCACACACGCACACACGCACACACACACACAGAGCACAGAGGCAGGUCGGCUUUGCUGCGGUGACACACGCAUGCUGGAUCCACCUGUAUCAAGUAUCUGUGUGAUCGAUCGGAAAGGGAACGGCACGGCACUCCACGAUAUCGCGUGACUGCUCUUUCCUUCCCACUCACACACCCAAGAUCUUCACGCUGGCUGGGUUCGUGAUGCAUCCCGUUUCUGUGCACCCGAAGCCUUGUGACGCACCAGUUUUCGCCAGCCGCCAACGGCUGCCUCAGUCAGGUGACAUGUGGGAUUCUGUGAGGCGUCUUUCUUUUCGCUGACUGCCAUGGGGACGACGAGGGCGAAGGUACGUUGUUCAUGCCUUCACAGGCGGCCCUGAUGGACGUGAGAGUGUCGCGUGUGUGUGUGUGGGUCGUCCGCACUUUUGUAGUGCUGUUUCGUUUCGUGCUUAUGAGCUGCGAGGGGGCGAUCGCACUUCGUUCGUGCUGCAUGCCAGUGAGCUGCGAGGGGGCGCUCGCACAUCGAGUCACUGACGUGUGCGCGUGUGUGAGGGGGCGCUCACACAUCAACUCUGACGUGUGGCUGUGUCUGUGUCUGUGUCUGGAGUGUUGGGGUGUUGGCCGCGACGCCGCUGCACCCCAACGCUCGGGAGUGGAGGGGUGUCGGCGACGGCUUUCCGCAACAUAAAAAGCGAGACACAGAUACAUUCAUACUGCGUGUUAGUGGCGGGGCAGGGAGGCAGCACAGGGUGGGUACGUACACGUUGCGUUUUAAUUCGCUUUCUUUGCAAUCGGACCUUUUCAUCGUGAGACGGAGGCAUGACGAUGAAUGAGAUAAG
Molecule: messenger RNA, 1990 nt
Organism: Vitrella brassicaformis
Lineage: Eukaryota; Vitrellaceae
Source: the annotation of a GenBank genome assembly